This is a messenger RNA of Racocetra persica, 167 nucleotides long. Lineage: Eukaryota; Fungi; Glomeromycota; Glomeromycetes; Diversisporales; Gigasporaceae. The record is from the annotation of a GenBank genome assembly.
AAAAAGAUAAGUAUAAAAUAGCAGAAAUAGAAGAUUCUAUGUAUAAUACUAUUAGAUAUUUCAGAAAAGAAUCAGCUAAAAAAUCAGAAAAACUUCAAAAAUUAAAACAACAAUUAAAACAAUGUGAAGAAGAUCAAGAAAUCAAAGAAGCAGGAGAAAAAUUUUGA